AGUUUGCAUGUUUAACAUGUUGUAAGAUGUGAGUUGAUUAAGAAUAUAGUUAUUUUAUUUUUUAGGUGGAUAUAGUAUCAGGCUGGUGAAUGGUAAUAAUGGUUGCUCUGGGAGAGUGGAGAUCCUUUAUAAUGGUCAGUGGGGAACAGUGUGUGAUGAUGACUGGGACAUGAAUGAUGCUGCUGUGGUGUGCAGACAGUUGGGAUGUGGAGAAGCUGUUAGUGCAAAGUCCCAGGCUUAUUUUGGCCAGGGAAGUGAUCCGAUCUGGUUGGAUAAUGUGAGAUGUUCAGGAAGUGAAUUAUCCCUCACACAGUGCUCACACAAUACUAUUGGAAGCCAUAACUGUGGUCACAGGUGAAGAUGCAGGUGUCGUCUGCUCACAGGACAUACGAUUGGUCGGUGGAUCUGAUUCCUGCUGCAGUGGAAGAGUGGAGAUCCAUCAUAACGGUCAGUGGGGAACCGUGUGUGAUGAUAGCUGGGACAUGAAUGAUGCUGCUGUGGUGUGCAGACAGUUACAGUGUGGAUCAGCCAUCAGUGCACCUCAAAGUGCUGCCUUUGGUCAAGGCAGUGGAUCGAUCUGGCUGGAUGAUGUUGGAUGCUUAGGAGGUGAAGGAAAACUCACACAAUGUUCACACAGUGGACUAGGAAAACACAACUGUAAACAUGGUGAAGAUGCUGGUGUUGUUUGUUCAGGUGACCUGCAGAAGCCCACACUUUCCCUGAUCUCCACACAUGCAGUUGUUUCUCCUGGAGAAAACAUUCAGUUCAGAUGCACAACACCUAAAUCAAGAUGCAAUGCUGAUGCUGAAUUCCACCUCUUCAUAAAUGGAUCGUCUAUAUUAUCCUCUCAGAAACAUGUAUCUGGUGUGACUUUCAACCCUGUUAAUGUAGGCGUCUCACAUCAGGGCAGCUACAGCUGUAAUUACUCCUACAAAAAUGGCAUUAUAAAGUCACCUUGGAGUGACACUAUUAAAAUCACUGUGGUGCACUUGCAGCAGCCCAGCAUUCCCUGCAUUGCUCCUGAUGGACAGUUUGAUGUUGGGCCUCAGGGGCCAGUGAUCACCAGGGAUCACAGUUUCACCAUCAUCUGUUCCACUCAAUCUCAGUAUCCUGGAGGCUCCUUCUACCUGUUUAGAGAAGCAAAUAUCGCCAAGAGUCAGUCAGCUGUCGAUCUCUCUGCCUCCUUCUCCUUUCCUGAGGCAGAUUUUUCACAUGAGGGAAAAUACAGUUGUGUUUAUGAAGUCAUUUUGUCCUCACGCUCCUUCCGUUCACCUGCCUCUGAACUGCUGGUCAUCACUAUCACAGUGCACUUGCAGCAGCCCAGCAUUCCCCGCAUUGCUCCUGAUGGACAGUUUGAUGUUGGGCCUCAGGGGUCAGUGAUCCCCAGGGGUCACAGUUUCACCAUCAUCUGUUCCACUGAAUCUCAGUAUACUGGAGGAUCCUUCUACCUGUUUAGAGAAGCAAAUAUCACCAAGAGUCAGUCAGCUGUCGAUCUCUCUGCCUCCUUCUCCUUUCCUGAGGCAGAUUAUUCACACGAGGGAAACUACAGUUGUGUUUAUGAAGUCAUUUUGUCCUCACGCUCCUUCCGUUCACCUGCCUCUGAACUGCUGGUCAUCACUAUCACAGCCUCCCUGCUUCCUGUCAUUGGUGCUGCGGUGUCAGCUGUGCUGCUCUUAUUGUCUGUCCUCAUAAUCAUCCUCCUAAUCAAGAGAAGACAAAAACAAAGGAAUAAGGAAACUAAUUUGAAGUGCUCUUUUAAAAAACGAGGAUCAGCUAAUACAUAUGCAGGUGGAUCCCAAGAUAACAAAUAUGAAGAUGAUGAUGAGGCUGAUUAUGAAAAUGUGGAACUUGAUGAAAACAUGGAUCACAAUGACUCUGAACAGGACUAUAUUAAUAUAGACUCUGAUCAUUCUGAAGAUGACUAUAUCAAGGUGGACGCGGAUGACUCUGAAGAUGGACUAUAUCAAUGUGGACGCGGAUGACUCUGAAGAGGACUAUGUCAAUGCGAAUGUUACAGAGAAUAAAAGUGUGCUGGACAAAUCUGAUGAUAACAUUUAUGAAAGCUGUUGUGAGUGAACCCAAAAUACUGUAAUUAAUGAGGCUCCAAACAGAUGGGUGUAAUGAAGAGUGUGAUGAACAGAGACAACAGAUGACUAAAUCUUUUAUAUUUGUAUUAAUAAGACUUGCAACACUUUUAAUGGUAACCUUAAAAUAAGUUUAAAGUUUAAAAUAAGAAAAUAUAAGGAGAUACAGUAUUUUGGGUA
This is a messenger RNA of Megalobrama amblycephala (Wuchang bream), 2264 nucleotides long. RefSeq names its product immunoglobulin superfamily member 1-like. Lineage: Eukaryota; Metazoa; Chordata; Actinopteri; Cypriniformes; Xenocyprididae. Gene Ontology annotation, cellular component: membrane. The record is from RefSeq and is a predicted model, not a curated record. The transcript is spliced from 7 exons. Bases 483 to 1982 code for a protein of 499 amino acids.